GAGAGAGUAAGAAAAGUAAUUUAUUAAAAAACAAUUUCUCUAAUUACAAUUUUUAAGUAAGAAUGAUUAAACUGGCGCAAUCAUGCCGGUUUACACAGUAUCUAAGAGUACCAAGUACUUUGUUGUCUACCACCAAAAAACAUGGAAUAACCACCUCCAGACAAUUAAUAACACAGACACGGUACAAUGUCAAUAAAGGCUUUAAGAUUAGUGAUAUAAUUAAAAACAAUGGUGUUUUGGCCAGGUUUAGCAAUACAUCACCAAAGCAGAAUACCCCUAAAGCAGUGGGCUAUUGGUUACUGGGCUGCAGUGGGAUGGUGUUUACAGCGGUAGUGUUAGGUGGGGUUACUAGAUUGACAGAGUCGGGUCUAUCGAUGGUAACUUGGAAACUCUUAGGGGAGAAGUUGCCCAGAACUGAAGAAGAAUGGCAGCAUGAGUUUGAAACCUAUCAACAAUUUCCAGAAUACAAAUAUAAGAACAUGAACAUGAACCUGUCAGAGUUCAAAUGGAUCUGGUGGAUGGAGUUCGCGCACCGCACUUGGGGCCGCGCCAUCGGAGCCGCCGUGUUCCUUCCGGCCGCCUUCUUCUGGCUGCGGGGUUGUCUCGACGGGCCCAUGAAGAUCAGGGUGGCGGCUUACUGCGCGCUCGUCGGGGCUCAGGGUCUGAUGGGGUGGUACAUGGUGAAAUCCGGCCUGGAGGACCGGUUCCGGGGCCCCUCGGACGUGCCGCGCGUUUCUCAGUACCGGUUGGCGUCGCACCUGGGGCUGGCCUUCACGCUGUACGCGGGGCUGUUGAGCGGAGCCCUGCGCGUGCUUCGCCCCGCGCCCGCGCUCGCCGUCGCCCGCCGAGCGGCCGAGCUCGCGCGGGUGACCGCCGCCGCGAACUUCGUCGGAGCGAUGGCCUUCGCGACGGCCCUCUCGGGCGCCUUCGUGGCGGGGCUGGACGCCGGGCUCGUGUACAACUCGUUCCCGAAGAUGGGCGACCGCUGGGUGCCCGACGACGCGUGGCAGCUGACUCCGCGCCUGCGCAACUUCACCGAGAACCCCAGCACCGUGCAGCUCGACCACCGCGUGCUCGGCGCGAGCACGCUGCUGGCGGCCACGGCGCUGGGCCUGCUGGCGCGUCGGGCUCCGCUGUCUCCGGCGGCGUCGAGGCUGGCCGUCGCGGUCGCCGCCGCCGCCUGGCUGCAGGCCACGCUGGGCGUCCUGACGCUGCUGCACUACGUGCCGACGCCGUUGGCCGCCUCGCACCAGUCGGGCUCGCUGCUGCUGCUGUCGCUGGCCGUGUGGCUCACGCACGAGAUCAAGCUGCUCAAGUACAUCCCCAAGUAGAUCUCCGCCGAGAACGUCUAUCGCGAGACGAUACCGGAGGAAGCCGAUUUUCUAAUUAAACUCUUACCAAAACCGA
Messenger RNA from Pieris brassicae (large cabbage white), 1407 nucleotides. Its product is annotated as cytochrome c oxidase assembly protein COX15 homolog. Gene Ontology annotation, cellular component: mitochondrial inner membrane. Gene Ontology annotation, molecular function: oxidoreductase activity, acting on NAD(P)H, heme protein as acceptor. Gene Ontology annotation, biological process: heme A biosynthetic process. Lineage: Eukaryota; Metazoa; Arthropoda; Insecta; Lepidoptera; Pieridae. The record is from RefSeq and is a predicted model, not a curated record. The transcript has 6 exons. The coding region runs from base 63 to 1331 and encodes 422 amino acids.